Messenger RNA from Dermacentor andersoni, 2402 nucleotides. RefSeq lists its product as uncharacterized. Lineage: Eukaryota; Metazoa; Arthropoda; Arachnida; Ixodida; Ixodidae. The record is from RefSeq and is a predicted model, not a curated record.
AACGGCAGCCACAGCCGACAGAAAGCCCAUGGCUCCAUGUAACAGGGUGUAUGAGCGGGCAUUUCAAGCAAGGUCUGAAACAUUUAAUGUUCGCACAAUCGCCGUAGCAAUGACUGAAGACAACUCCAGCGUCUCAGAAGUCCCGGGGCACCUUUUCGUCACGUACGCUGUCCCGAACGCCACAUGCCUGAAAAGCUUGAGUGACGUCGCACUGUUAUGUCAACCGAGCUGCCGUUGCGAGCAACAGUCUCUUCUGCCAGGCCGCCAUCGAGGGAAGUGACAGUUUGCGCAUGUACUAAGCGUAAACAAUGUGGCUUUAUUUAAUACACUUUGGCGGCUUUUCCAGGACACCAAAAGGUCAACGGGCACAUAAAGCUGGAAUUCGGAUUGGUCCGUGGGUUGGGAGCUUGCCGCUUACCGAAGGUCGUUGGUGAGGACCGGCAAAUGCGUGAGACAAUGUGCGAUCAACUCGUCAAGUUGUCAGAAUGGCCCGAAUUUCGCCCGUGCACAUCCAACUCUUUCAAGUCUGUGGAAGCGCUCGAAGAAGUUCCAAGCAUCCAGAACAACCUGCUUUGCGUGAUCAUCUUAGACAUCACUUCUCUAACGAGCUGCACAAGCGUGAACAGAUGGCUGGAGAGCCUACGGAACCAGCAGUGUACGAGCAGAGUGUGUGUCAUUGUCCACAAUGCCGACAAGGUUGCCAAGUAUGCCUGCCCUGCAGAUUACAUUCAAAAUCUGCGAAGACAAAAUCCAUCCAUUUUGUUCCUGUUUCAUGGACUUGACCAGAGAAAAUGGCAGUCCGACAUCGUACAAGUUCUGCGAUGGGGUGAAAUAGCCACUGGACUUCGUGGAAGCAUGACAACUCAGUACUUGAGGAGCGUCCCGCAGCUGCUCGACACUUCCAAGUGGAAGGCGGACUGCCUGCUUGCCCUGGAAUAAUUAGGGAGCAGCAGGUGGUACAAUGUGCGCAAUUUGAAGACCGUGUUCCUUUCGCACUGUGAACACUCGCUACAAUAAACUCGAAUUAGCCUAGAUCUGAGGAGGGAAUGGAAGAAACUUGUACAUAAGAAGCCAAUCAAUGAGCGGUAAGAGGGAAACUAGAGGAAUUCCGGAUCAAGCUACAGAACAGGUAUUCGGCUUUAACUCGGGAAGAGGACCUUAGUGUUGAAGCAAUGAACAACAAUCUUAUGGGCAUCAUUAAGGAGUGUGCAAUAGAAAUCGGUGGUAACUCCGUUAGACAAGAUACCAGUAAGCUAUCGCAGGAGACGAAAGAUCUGAUCAAGAAAUGCCAAUGUAUGAAAGCGUCUAACCCGUCUAAUAGAACUGGCAGAACUUUCUAAGUUAAUCAACAAGUGUAAGACAGCUGACAUAAAGAAGUAUAAUAUAGAUAGAAUUGAGCAUGCUCUCAGGAACGGAGGAAGCCUAAAAGCAGUGAACAAGAAACUAGGAAUUGGCAAGAAUCAGACGUAUGCGUUAAGAGACAAAGCCGGCAAUAUCAUUACUAAUAUGGAUGAGAUAGUUCAAGUGGCUGAGGAGUUCUAUAGAGAUUUAUACAGUACCAGUGGCACCCACGACGAUAAUGGAAGAGAGAAUAGUCUAGAGGAAUUUGAAAUCCCACAAGUAAUGCCGGAAAAAGUAAAGAAAGCCUUGGGAGCUAUGCAAAGGGGGAAGGCAGCUGGGGAGGAUCAGGUAACAGCAGAUUUGUUGAAGGAUGGUGGGCAGAUUGUUCUAGAAAAACUGGCCACCCUGUAUCUCAUGACCUCGAGCAUACCGGAAUCUUGGAAGAACGCGAACACAAACCCCAGAAUUGAAUUUUAUUUAGGUUUCUUAACUCUUAUUUAAACAUUAGCAGCUUGCACUAUUACGAGUCUUUCCAUUAUCCCUAUGAGUGCUGGCACUGACAUAUGCCCCUGGCCGUGCUUGAGUAAAGCUGUGCCACAUUUUCUGCAUACUCCUUCGCAUUCCUUUGAAGAUAAUUCAUGAACAUAGACCAUCCUGGUUGCGCCGCCAUCUUCACAGAAGUUGGUCAAGCUGCAAGUUUCUGGCAGGUUUCGUUUCUAUACAACAGAGGGUGUGACACAGCUUAAAUUUUUCUAUCUGUCAGUGUUGCUCGCCUCGGUUCUUUUUUGACCUUGCAGAAUGGAACAAAAAGCCCACCUGUUUUGUUAAUAAUAGAAAUAUUCCGGGAUUUCUAAUGAACUUCAAGGCACCGUAGUAUUGACUGCGCGGCGUCUUCAGAUGACAGUGAUAGAAACAAAAGAUUCCAUGUUUUCUGUGGAACACUAACUACCCCCAUUAAUAUCACUGACUAGCACAAGCAAUAGAAUUCAAUGAUUUGCUGAUUCAGGAACUUUGUAAAAUGUUCAGCAACGUAUUGCCAAUAAAUAGCAUUUGAAUUUAAA